UUACUUCUUUGCUUGUAUCUUCUGCUUUCUUCUCAUCGCUUUCAUCAUUUUGCAUUUCCUUCGCUCCAUUUGGAUUCGAUCUCCAUAUUUGAUAUCACCCGAAGCACAAGUCUCUGUAAUUCCCUGAUUCCAAAAGCCUAAUGGCUAGAACAUUGUUGCUGCUCGCCCUCGUCGUGCUUCCGGCACUUGUGAGCGCCGCUCGCCCUGCCAGAAACCCAUUUGAGUUGGAGGGCCGUGUUUACUGUGACACUUGCCGUGCUGGUUAUGAAACAGCCAAAACCACCUAUAUAGCUGGUGCCAAGGUUAGAGUGGAAUGCAAGGACAGGAAGACAAUGGAUCUUGUAUACAGCAAGGAAGGAACAACAGACUCAACAGGAACAUACAAGAUUUACAUUGACGAGGACCAUCAAGAUCAACUCUGUGAUGCUAUGCUAAUUAGGAGCCCCAUCAAGGAUUGCAAUUCACCCUCGUCUGGGCGUGACCGAGCCCGUGUUAUCUUGACUGGUUACAAUGGCAUUGCAUCCAACAAACGUUUUGCCAAUGCUAUGGGUUUCAUGAAGGAUGAGGCCAUUUCUGGUUGUACCGAGCUUCUCAGGCAAUAUCAGGAGUAUGAGGAGUAAGAUUUUUAUUUCAAGACCUCUGAUGAGCCUAGUUGAUUAAUCUUUGCUCAGGCAUAUUUCAGUUUAUCGAUAGUUACUAUUACAUAAUCCGGAUUCGUUAUGUUCUUUCAAUGUUUUAGAGUCUGUUAAUGGAUUCUUGUUUGAAUGGUAAUAUAUGUAGUCACAUUUGGCUUU
This is a messenger RNA of Manihot esculenta (cassava), 794 nucleotides long. RefSeq names its product protein DOWNSTREAM OF FLC. The record is from RefSeq and is a predicted model, not a curated record. Lineage: Eukaryota; Viridiplantae; Streptophyta; Magnoliopsida; Malpighiales; Euphorbiaceae. The transcript is spliced from 2 exons. Bases 141 to 620 code for a protein of 159 amino acids.